This is a messenger RNA of Nycticebus coucang (slow loris), 5131 nucleotides long. It is a transcript of the gene DNAJC6, whose product is annotated as DnaJ heat shock protein family (Hsp40) member C6. Gene Ontology annotation, molecular function: phosphatase activity; clathrin binding. The transcript is spliced from 19 exons. NCBI's taxonomy places the organism in Eukaryota, Metazoa, Chordata, Mammalia, Primates, Lorisidae. The record is from RefSeq and is a predicted model, not a curated record. The coding region runs from base 25 to 2934 and encodes 969 amino acids. Gene Ontology annotation, biological process: synaptic vesicle uncoating; clathrin-dependent endocytosis; dephosphorylation. Gene Ontology annotation, cellular component: cytoplasm; intracellular membrane-bounded organelle; postsynaptic density.
GUGGAUCCCUCCUCUUCGCUGCCCAUGAGCCUCCUCGGGAGCUACCGCAAAAAGACCGGCAGCGACGGCUAUGAGUCCUUGCAGCUGGUGGACAGCGGCGGGGACCUGGGCGCGGGCGGCGGCCGGCAGCGCGCGGGCGCGGGGGCGCGGAGUCCGGCGCGGCAGCCCCCCGCCCGGCAGCCCACGGCCCGCGCCAGCACCACGGACAGCUCAGGUGCCUCGUCUCCAGACAUGGAGCCCAGCUAUGGGGGAGGUCUGUUCGACAUGGUGAAGGGAGGUGCAGGGAGGCUCUUCAGUAACUUGAAGGACAACUUGAAAGACACCCUCAAAGACACGUCCUCGAGAGUCAUACAGUCUGUCACCAGCUACACUAAGGGAGAUUUAGACUUCACUUACAUUACCUCCAGAAUUAUUGUGAUGUCCUGCCCACUGGACAGUGUCGACAUAGGAUUCCGGAAUCAGGUUGACGACAUCCGGAGCUUUCUGGAUUCCAGACAUCUUGACCACUACACGGUGUACAAUCUGUCACCCAAAUCUUACCGAACUGCCAAGUUUCACAGCCGGGUCUCAGAAUGCAGCUGGCCCAUCAGACAGGCCCCAAGUCUGCACAACCUCUUUGCUGUGUGUCGGAAUAUGUACAACUGGCUGCUGCAGAAUCCCAAAAAUGUCUGUGUCGUCCACUGCUUGGACGGACGAGCAGCGUCGUCAAUUCUGGUUGGUGCUAUGUUCAUUUUCUGUAAUCUCUACUCCUCUCCUGGCCCAGCGAUUCGAUUGCUGUAUGCAAAGCGACCAGGAAUUGGACUCUCGCCUUCCCACAGGAGGUACCUGGGCUACAUGUGUGACCUGCUCUCGGACAAGCCCUACCACCCUCACUUCAAGCCUCUCACCAUUAAGUCCAUCACUGUCAGCCCAAUACCAUUUUUCAACAAACAGAGAAACGGAUGUCGCCCUUACUGUGAUGUACUGAUUGGAGAAACCAAGAUCUAUACAACCUGCACAGAUUUUGAGCGGAUGAAAGAAUACCGUGUCCAAGAUGGAAAAAUCUUCAUUCCCUUGAGCAUCACCGUGCAGGGUGACGUGGUUGUUGCCAUGUACCAUCUGAGGUCGACCAUCGGGAGCCGGCUGCAGGCGAAGGUGACCAACACGCAGAUAUUACAGCUCCAGUUCCACACUGGCUUCAUACCCCCGGAUACCACUGUGUUAAAGUUCACCAAGCCGGAGUUAGAUGCUUGUGACGUACCAGAAAAAUACCCUCAGCUGUUUCAGGUGACACUGGACGUGGAGCUGCAGCCACACGACAAAGUCACAGACCUGACACCGCCCUGGGAGCAUCACUGUGCUAAGGACGUCAACCCCAGCGUCCUCUUCUCCUCUCACCAGGAGCACCAGGACACGGUGGCCCUAGGAGGACAGGCUCCAAUAGACAUCCCUCCAGACAACCCCAGGCAUUUCGGGCAAAGCGGUUUCUUUGCCUCUCUCUGUUGGCAAGAUCAGAAAUCAGACAAGUCGUUCUGUGAGGAAGACCACGCUGCCCUGGUGAAUCAGGAGAGCGAGCAAUCAGACGAUGAGCUUCUGACCCUUUCCAGUCCUCAUGGCAAUGCCAAUGGUGACAAGCCUCAUGGAGCCAAGAAGCCCAGCAAAAAGCAGCCAGAGCCAGCUGCCCCUCCCUCCCUUGAGGACGUGGACCUGCUGGGCCUGGAAGCCUCUGGAGUGAGUACGAACUUCUCUGCACCGGCGGCUCCUCCCACCAAUUCUGAACUACUGAGUGACCUGUUUGGGGGCGCAGGUGCAGCCGGCCCUGCCCAGGCUGGACAGUCAGGGCUGGAAGAUGUGUUCCAUCCCAGCAGACCGGCUUCCACCCAGUCAACGCCACGCCGCUCCGCUGCCUCUGCCUCCGCGUCCCCGACUUUACAUGUGGGAGAAGGUGGCGCCUUCGACCCAUUUGCAGCACCUCCCAGACCGUCAGGCCAGGACUUGCUGGGCUCCUUCCUGAGCACGGCCGAGGCUUCCAGUGAUCCCCUUCUCCAGCCAACCAGGAGCCCCUCCCCUACACUGCAUGCUUCUAGUACACCUGCUGUGAACAUUCAGCCAGAUGUUUCAGGAGGCUGGGACUGGCACGCCAAACCAGGAGGCUUUGGGAUGGGAAGCAAGUCAGCUGCCACCAGCCCCACGGGGUCCUCACAUGGGACUCCCACCCACCAAAACAAACCCCAGACGCUGGACCCCUUUGCCGACCUUGGAACUCUAGGUAGUUCUUCAUUUGCCAGCAAACCCACCACGCCAACUGCACUGGGUGGAGGAUUCCCACCUCUCAGCUCACCGCAGAAAGCAUCUCCCCAGCCUGGGGGUGGCGGGUGGCAGCAGGGAGGUGGCUAUGCUUGGCAGCAGCCACAGUCAAAGCCGCAGCCUGGCGCACCCCACGCCUCUCCCCAGAACCGUCCCAACUACAAUGUGAGUUUCUCAGCUGCGCCUGGGGGCCAGAGCGAGCGUGGAAAAGGAUCAGCCAAUUCAGAAGGGAAACAAAAAGCAGCUGACUUUGAAGACUUGCUAUCUGGCCAGGGUUUCAAUGCUCACAAAGACAAAAAGGGGCCUCGAACAAUCGCUGAGAUGAGAAAGGAGGAAAUGGCUAAGGAAAUGGACCCUGAGAAACUCAAAAUUCUGGAAUGGAUUGAAGGCAAAGAGAGAAAUAUCAGAGCUCUCCUUUCCACAAUGCACACAGUGCUGUGGGCAGGGGAAACCAAGUGGAAGCCGGUCGGCAUGGCGGACCUGGUCACGCCGGAGCAGGUGAAGAGGGUGUACAGGAGGGCCGUCCUGGUGGUGCACCCCGACAAGGCUACCGGGCAGCCCUAUGAACAGUAUGCAAAGAUGAUUUUCAUGGAACUAAACGAUGCCUGGUCUGAAUUUGAAAACCAAGGCCAGAAGCCCUUGUAUUAAACCAUGAGCUCGUCACCUGUGCUGCAGACUUUGCUGACGCUGUGUGUGUCACAGUUCUGAGGUUUUUGAAGAUGAACCUAAACUUCAGUAACGUGUUUUCAGCACUAAGCUGUAAAAUAUCUUGUGAAUUAAUUUCUCAUUGACGAACAGUGUGGAUGUCUGGUUUCUCCAAGUCCCUGCCAUAAAAUAUCCAAAACAGGAGAGGACCUUUCAGUGAGAUGGCCGUGCCGAGUGGCGGCAUCCACGCUGGUCCUGGGGAGCCGUUCAGCAUUCUGUCUGGGGGAGAUGGAGAGCAGCAGGCUCCACCUGGAAGGUGUAACACCCAUCUCAUUGUCUGAGGAUAGGAUUAAUGAGCAAAAGUUAUGAUAAUGGAAUGAUACGAUGGUUUAAAAUAAUGCUUUUUAGAUUUUCUUGGAAAGAUGUAAUCUCAGCAGUGGCUUUAUGCAGGCUCUAGGAACAUAGCCACCAAGGAUUUUUUUUUUUUUUUUUUAGGGGAAAUUUACUAAGGCUUUUAGCAUAAUACUGUGUACAUUUUUUGGUCAAGAGGACAAAAAACGUAAAAGAAUUUGAAUCGUGGAAAGUGAUUACACUACAGUACAGUGAUUACCACCAACUCCUUCUAGAUGAGCAAAAAAAUAGUGAAAAUGUUGGCUAAAGAAAAUAGGCAUCCUGAAGAUGUGGAAACCUCUAUCCCUGGUCAAGAUGUUGGGCUAUCUUUCUUACCCUUUGGAAAACUAUGGUUGCUUAGAGAAGAAGUCUUCAUACCAUAACAACUCUAAACAUGAUUUGGAAGAAACUUCUGAUUUUGCCAUAAAGCUCACUGCUCUUCCUUUUGUUUAGCCAAGAAAACGUUCUUAGCUGGAAACAGGUUGCGAAGCAGUUCAGUCCAUUUACAAUUCUCAGGACUGGUAGGGAGUCAGGACUUGGCCUUCUCAGGUUCUCUGAGUGGUUGUGGUUAGAGAGCAGAAGACAGUGAUAUGGAACUUGAGUCUAAGAAAGGCUGGGUUGCGGCGAGGGAGCUGUGCUCACCUCAGAGCUCAUCAGAUGGUUCGAGGAACCAGGUCUCAUCUCCCCACAUGUAUAUCUAGACCCCUGGGAUUAUUACAGUGUGGUUUAUUGUGUUUAAAGUCAUUGGGGAUUCACAGGAGCAACAUUCAUACAGGGACAUUUGUGUUUGCAAAGCAAGAAUGAAAGCUUUCCAGACCUUACCCUGGUUGGAUUUGACAUGAGUGUUUCAUCUGGUUCUCAUUUGGAGGGGUGAGCAGUUUGCUGUCCUGUGACUUUGGUAGAUUCUGGUGCACACACACACAGUGUGCGCUGUAUACAUACAUAUAUGCAAAGCAGAGGGGGUAAGGAGAUUUCCAUGCUAAUCUUAAAAGGUCCAUGCUCAAUAUUGUGAAAAGUUGUUUUUAAAGACUGAUCAGUUUUUUUUUUUGUUUCUGUUUUAAUUUUCUUGUGGCAAAUAGCACCGGAAAAGCGGCAUGUCAAAAAUAAUUUAGGUUCCAGAUAGAUCUUUCUCGGUCUCUCUUUUUUUGUUAUAAAGUUUCCUUAUUUAUUUUACUGGCAAUCUGAAACUUGCAUAACAUGUUCUCUUUUGAAAUAUAUAGUUGUAACUGUUCAAGGUAACCAUAACAAACUGUAUUUAUUAACGUAUUAUAAAAUAAUGUUUGAUCCAGUAUAUGCUUGUCUUAUUUAAAAUUGGAAUGUGAGACAUGUUGCUGUGACCUGUUUUUUUUUCUCGUUCACACUUGUAGAUACUGUGUGAACUACAGUAUAUAAUGAUAAUUAUUAAGAGGAUAUUCUGUGGGUGUCAUGUACAUUCUGAAAUGAUAGCACCGCAUUAGCUUUGUAUCAUGUUUGAAACAUUCAUCAAUGUUCACAGUGUAAAACAUCAUUAGACAUUAUGUAAUUAGUAAUGAGAAAGAAUCUUACUUAACUUAAAUUUGGGGGUUCCCCACAUCUCUUUUCCGGAUACAUUAUAAAUCUGGACUCCUCUUUAUCUCAAAACUCUUAAUACAUGCAGACCAACAGGUUUUUGCAUUCCUUUUAAAUAUCUGGUUGUGACAGAGCUUGUUGUUGGUCAGAUCCACCGUUUCAUUCAUAUUUAUUGUAAUAUAUUUUUUGUUUUGUAAAUAUGUUACAACAAAAUGUGAUUGGUCUAAAAUAUUUGUAAUGUAUAUUAAAAGGCUCAAAAAUA